AUGGGUAAUAGGGACCGUAAUACAAGGAAAAGGGUCCUAAAGGGACUUCAGAAAACUAAAUUCUAUUGCCAGAUAUGUGAGAGACAGUGUCUUGAUGAAAAUGGAUUCAAAUGUCACAUCCAGUCAGAGUCCCAUAUCAGGAAAUUAGGUACCAAGAUGUCGGAUGCGGGACAUAACUCAAAAAGGUUGGUGGAUGAAUACAGCGAAGAAUUUCUAAAGUCAUUUUUAGGGUUGUUACGACGAAUGCAUGGAGAGAAAAUGGUGGGUGCCAACAAGUUUUACCAGGAGUACAUUCAGGAUAAGGACCAUGUGCAUAUGAACUCUACUAGAUGGAACAAUCUUACGUCAUUGGUGAUGUAUUUAGGGGAGAGUGGGAAGUGCAAAGUCAAGGUAACUGAUGAAGAAUUGGAUGAUUCAGAUUUGGAGAAGUUCUCUAUAGCCUAUAGAGAUGAGAAGGGAGAUUCCAUAGGGAAAAGAAAGGAGCGAGAAAAGCAACAGUUGAUUAAGAACGAUAAAGAAGUGAGCGACAAUUUAUUGAGAGACCAAAUUGAAAGAGGAAAGAAAAGGCGGAUAGAAAGAACAGAAUCAAAAGACGAAGAACAGAAAACACCAAAUAAAAAAAAGCAGCAGCAGCAGGAGCAGCAGCUUCAAGCAUCCGGCUCAGCCUUCGUAUCGAGAUCGCGUAGCGAUCCGUCACCUAGACCUUCUACGCGUCUUCCUUCUAUUGCCUCGAUAUUUUCCACGAAAAAGGCAUCGAAUUCGGCAGAGGCUAAAUCAGCAGAGGCGAACUCAGCAGAUAAUACGGUGUGUGCCGUACCUUCUUCGUCCACGCCUAAAACAACCUCUUUAGGCUCAAUCACCCUUCCUUCAAUAGAUCAUCUUACAUCCAGCCCCUCCUACGCAAGAUCACACUCAUAUCCUAGUCUACCACUGCCUUCCAGUACGCCCAGAACGGAGUCCUCGGAGGAUUUGUCCAGUAAAUCGUUCAUCCCCGUGACUCCCGUGUCGAGGAACAUCCUUCUACCUCCCUCGCAUUAUGGAUCAACGGCUGCAUUUGCAUACGCUCCUCAGUCAUCCACUCCUAUUUCGUACGGAACUCUUCCUGCUCCUCCUAUAUUUAUGAUGCCGGUCCAACCUUUAUCAUUUGUUUAUAGACGUUCAGAUAAGACGUCACCUUCUACUCCAGCAAGAUCAGCAGGCAGUAAUGGUGCUUCGACGUCAUGGUUGGCUGCUACUCCCCUGAAAACUCCUAUGAAAAGAAAGAGAACUCCUUCUAAGGCAGAGAAGAAGUACGCUUUCAUCUCGCAUAAUCAAACCACCUUUCUCUCGUGCGAGCCGAGUAUAGAUAAUGCUAGACUGGCAAGAAGAAAGAGAAGAAGAACCAGUCCUACUGAACUAGCUGUACUUCUGGCAGAGUUCAAGAAGGGGUCGACUCCUAAUAGGGCCAGAAGAAAUGAAAUUGCAUCUAAAGUUGAUAUGACUGAAAAAGCCGUUCAGAUCUGGUUCCAGAAUAGAAGACAGGCUCUCCGGAAGAGCAAAAUCAUCAAAACUGUUGUCGUAGAGGUUCCUAAGAAGGAUGAGCUGGACGAAAAUAUACUGAAUAACGGAUCGUAUGAGGGAAGUGUUGACGACGGUAAUGUAACGAUGUCAGAUUCAGCUCGUACGUCUCCCGAGGCUUCUCCAGUGAAAUCAGAGCCUUCCAAUUCGUCGUUUUCGAUUUCUGCAGACACCAGCUCCUCAUCAGUGGUCGUUCCACCGCCUAAAGUUACAUUUACGUCACUCGAGACCAGAACGGCCACCUCCAGGGAUGGUAAACUACCUCCUACAGGUUUAUUUGUGACACCAUCAAAGUUAAAGUCAGAUACAAACAAACGGAACGUUUUGACAUCGCCAUCAGUCUCUCACAACGAAAACCACAAGCAUAAUCCGCUCACCUUCCGGUUUAGAACAACCGAUUUUAUGAUGAUGAAUCCAUCCCAGCCCGGUGGUAGGAGACAAAAACCUACAAUGAAAUUGAAAUUGAGCAAGAGCAAUAGCAAUAGCAGAAUUGCUCUUCAGGAUAAGACAAACAUUGCUAACAAUAGAACCAGACAAACGUUGCAAACAGCAAAACCAGCCAGAAGCCCUGUCGCUAGUUCUAAUUCUCAAACCGCCUCUACAAACUAG
Brettanomyces nanus is the source of this 2166-nucleotide messenger RNA. RefSeq lists its product as uncharacterized. Gene Ontology annotation, biological process: regulation of DNA-templated transcription; DNA replication; DNA damage response. Lineage: Eukaryota; Fungi; Ascomycota; Pichiomycetes; Pichiales; Pichiaceae. Bases 1 to 2166 code for a protein of 721 amino acids. Gene Ontology annotation, molecular function: DNA-binding transcription factor activity, RNA polymerase II-specific; double-stranded DNA binding. The record is from RefSeq and is a predicted model, not a curated record. Gene Ontology annotation, cellular component: nucleus. The transcript is spliced from 2 exons.